This is a messenger RNA of Fulmarus glacialis (Northern fulmar), 1090 nucleotides long. Its product is annotated as contactin-associated protein-like 4. The annotation marks the transcript as partial. Lineage: Eukaryota; Metazoa; Chordata; Aves; Procellariiformes; Procellariidae. The record is from RefSeq and is a predicted model, not a curated record. The transcript is spliced from 6 exons.
GCCUUCUCUGGAAACACAAAUGCGGACAGUGUCGUAUACUAUAAGCUUCAGCAUUCCAUUAAAGCAAGAUUUCUCCGUUUUGUGCCUUUGGACUGGAAUCCGAAUGGCAGAAUUGGAAUGCGCAUUGAAGUGUAUGGAUGCACAUACCGGUCCGAGGUGGUUGGCUUUGAUGGGAAAAGUUGUCUAAUUUACACAUUUAAUCAAAAACUCAUGAGUGCGCUGAAAGAUGUGAUUUCUCUGAAGUUUAAGACAAUGCAAAGUGAUGGAAUUCUCCUCCACAGAGAAGGACAAAAUGGAGACCACAUUACCCUGGAAUUAAUUGAAGGGAAGCUGUCCCUAUUCAUUAAUUUAGGUGAUACUAAAACUCAUCUUUCUAAUGCCCAAAUUAAUAUUACGCUGGGCAGCCUUUUGGAUGAUCAGCAGUGGCAUUCUGUUCUCCUUGAGCACUUUAACAAUCAAGUAAACUUUACAGUGGAUAAACACACUCAUCAUUUUCAUGUAAAAGGAGAAUUCAAUUAUUUGGACCUUGAUUAUGAGCUCAGCUUUGGAGGGAUCCCAGUGCCUGGAAAAUCAGGGACAUUGUCACGCAGGAACUUUCAUGGCUGUUUUGAAAAUAUUUAUUAUAAUGGAGUGAACAUUAUUGACCUGGCCAGGAGGCAUAAAUCUCAGAUCUACUUUGGCAACAUGUCCUUCUCAUGUUUAGAGCCACAGAUGGUUCCUGUUACAUUUCUGAGCUCCAGUAGUUACCUGGCACUGCCAGGCACAUCAGGGCAAGACGAAGUAUUCAUCAGUUUCCAGUUUCGCACCUGGAACAAGGAGGGACUUCUAUUAUCUAGUAAACUACACCAGGCUUCAGGUGGUUUCCUCUUAUAUCUGAGUGAUGGGAAAGUCAAAAUCUGUCUUCAUAAACCAGGAAAAGCACUGAGUGAUAUCACUGCAGGUACUGGAUUAAAUAAUGGCCAAUGGCAUUCUGUAUCCUUCUCUGCCAAAAGGAAUCGUAUCAGUGUAAUAGUGGACAAUGAUGUGACCUCAUCUGCUUAUGCCUCCGUGCCUCUGCAAAUUUAUUCAGGAGAUGCUUUCUACUUUGGAG